Momordica charantia (bitter melon) is the source of this 2464-nucleotide messenger RNA. Its product is annotated as putative cyclic nucleotide-gated ion channel 16. Gene Ontology annotation, cellular component: membrane. Gene Ontology annotation, biological process: monoatomic ion transport; transmembrane transport. The record is from RefSeq and is a predicted model, not a curated record. Gene Ontology annotation, molecular function: monoatomic ion channel activity. NCBI's taxonomy places the organism in Eukaryota, Viridiplantae, Streptophyta, Magnoliopsida, Cucurbitales, Cucurbitaceae.
AUUUCGAGAUGAAUUUUUGCUACGAAGAGGGAAAAUUGGAGCAAACAAACAAGCAAUUCCAAUCCCAUUUGAAAAUAUCAGGCCCUUAAAAAAAUUGGGCUUGGGCCCUAAAUUAUCUUGGGCCGUGGGUUGUGGUUUCUUCUCCAAUGAAAAAUGCAUAACAUCGCGUACUCUCGCUUGGGCGGUCUUCAGAAAUCGUUGGCCUUGUACCAGAAGGUGCCAUGGUGGGAUCACAUCCUGAAACCAGACUCCGAUUUCGUGAUCCGAUGGAACGGAAUCUUCCUCGUCACCUGUUUGAUCUCGCUCUUCGUCGAUCCUCUCUACUUCUACCUCACCAUCAUCGGCGGCCCCGGCUGUAUGCGCUUCCACAUCGAACUCGCAAUCAUCGUCACUUUCUUCCGCACCAUCGUCGAUUUGUUCUCCCUCUUUCACAUUCUCAUGAAGUUCCGCACCGCUUUCGUCGCCCCCAAUUCCAGGGUUUUCGGCUGCGGUGAGCUCGUCAUGGACCCUAAGGCCAUUGCUGUGCGAUACCUCAAGAAGGAUUUUGUUAUCGAUCUUGCCGCUACGCUUCCCAUGCCGCAGUUUGUGAUAUGGUUCGUAAUUCCAGCACUAAAGAACCCAACAGCGACUCAUGCGAACCACACUCUUGCUCUGAUUGUGUUAAUUCAGUAUGCCCCCCGCCUGUUUGUUAUAUUUCCUCUGAACCGACAGAUCAAUAAAACCACUGGAGCAAUUGCCAAAACUGCUUGGGCUGGUGCUGCUUAUAAUCUCCUCCUUUAUUUGCUUGCUAGCCAUGUUAUAGGAGCUGCAUGGUAUGUGGCGUCAAUUCAGCGCCAGGAUGAGUGCUGGAAACUCGAGUGUAGAAAGGAGAUGAAUGCCACUCGUUCUCCUUCUUGCAGUCCUCUUUUUCUGGACUGUGAUAGUUUGGAGCAGCCCGAACGACGUGCUUGGCUAAAAGUUACUCAUGUUCUUAUAAACUGCGAUGCCUUUAAUAAUGACAAGAAUUUCGAGUUUGGGAUGUUUGCUGAUGCAUUUACUGAUGAAGUUGCUUCUUCCAAAUUUUUCGAAAAGUACUUCUACUGCCUUUGGUGGGGCUUGAAGAGUUUGAGUGCAUAUGGACAAAAUUUAACGACAAGCACUUACAUGGGUGAAGUUUUAUUUAGCAUUUUGAUUUGCACAACGGGGUUGGUUCUGUUCUCACACCUCAUAGGCCAAGUGCAGAGUUAUCUGCAAUCUACAUCUGCUAGACUUGAGGAGUGGAGAAUAAAACGAAGAGACACAGAGGAAUGGAUGAGGCGUCGACAGUUACCCGUUCAUUUGCAAGAGCGCGUUCGUCGAUUCGUUCAAUAUAAAUGGAUUGCGACUCGAGGUGUCGAUGAAGAAUCGAUCUUGCGCAAUCUACCUUUGGACCUUCGACGUCAAAUUCAGAGACAUCUCUCUCUUGCGCUUGUUCGCCGUGUUCCCUUUUUUGCACAAAUGGAUGCACAGCUAUUGGACGCCAUAUGCGAACGUCUCGUUUCAUCCUUGAAUACUAAAGACACGUAUAUAGUGAGGGAAGGAGAUCCUGUAAAUGAGAUGCAUUUCAUCAUCAGAGGGCAGCUUGAGAGCUCCACCACCAAUGGGGGCAGGUCAGGAUUCUUCAACUCCAUCACCCUGAGACCGGGCGACUUCUGCGGUGAGGAGCUCCUAACAUGGGCCUUAGUCCCAUCCCCAAGCCUAAGCUUCCCGUCCUCGACUCGAACUGUGAAGUCCCUCACCGAAGUCGAGGCGUUCGCGCUCCAAGCUGAGGAUCUCAAGUUUGUAGCCAGCCAGUUCAAGCGCCUCCACAGCAAGAAACUCCAACACGCUUUCAGAUACUACUCCCACCAAUGGAGGACAUGGGGAGCUUGCUUCAUGCAGGCUGCUUGGAGAAGAUAUGUGAAAAGAAAGCUGGCCAUGGAGUUGGCAAGACAAGAGGAACUUUAUUACACAACCAUCAUGGACCAAGACCAGAGCCAUGGAAGUGAAAUGGAAGGCGAAGGAGAUGGUGAAACCAGUGGCUCCAAAAAUGGAAGUGUGAGCAAGCCCCAAAAUCUUGGAGUCACAAUGUUGGCUUCAAAGUUUGCAGCAACUACCAGAAAAGGGAUUGCCCAGAAGUUGUCUGGCCUUGAUUCUGAUGCCACCAGCUUGAAAAUGCCCAAGUUGUUCAAGCCAGAUGAACCAGAUUUCUCUGCUUUCCACGAAGGAUAAUUACAAGUAAGCCAUAAUCAAGAGAGUAGACAAAAAUAAUUGUUUGUUUUUUUAACAUAAUCUCCACCAAUAAACAUAAUGUUAUAGGUGUAAUUACACAACAAUGAGAAUAUAUUGAUAGAUACUUAGAAAAGUCUGUUCAAAUUGUAAAUCUGUGAUUUACCAUAUUUUCCUUGUAUGAAAAGUUACAAAAGUUGAGACUUAGUCCCAAUUGGCAAGUUUUUCUCUCUUCUUU